Messenger RNA from Notodromas monacha, 1221 nucleotides. The record is from the annotation of a GenBank genome assembly. NCBI's taxonomy places the organism in Eukaryota, Metazoa, Arthropoda, Ostracoda, Podocopida, Cyprididae.
AUGGAAGAACUUCUCUCAGAGGUGGGCGAAGGGCAGCGCGUGGUCCUCGCAGAAAGCGAAGAUGAUGCGCAGUACAUUAUCGUGAUGGACGAUGCUGAAGGUGGUGUGAAUGCGGCGAACGCGGAAAAAGAAUCUAUUCACGGAACCGAAGACGUCGAUUCCGGCACAGUUUUCGUCGUGGAACAACCCGACGGCAGUUAUCAAAUAGUCGGUGCUCCGAAUGAUUCUUCAAACCAAGUACCUAUGCAAAACCUCCGAUCUUCUGCUGGAUCGAAAGGGAAACAAAAAGCAGGAUCAGAAGGCGCAGAACCUACUUAUUUAGUGAUAGAGGACGAGAAUGGUCAGCAGGUGAUUGUAGAUGCGGCUAGCAUUCUGGAAGAAAGUGCUGGAAACCCUGCUCUACAGGAAAACAUUGCAGCACAAUUAGGAAUAGUGACCGAUUCACGAAAACGAGCGAGACCGAAGUUCGCGCGACACGCUGUUCUUCCCAAGAAACCCACUUUGGAAGAUUCGAAAUCUGCGAUUGUUUCAGAAGGUACAAAGAAGGACAGCAACAGUACACCUAAUAAAGCGGAAAAAGUAGACGGAAAUGACAGGGAUGCGGAAACGGAAGAGGAAGAGGAGUUCGACUGGUCUCGAAUCGACCUCCAGAAGCUGAAGUUCUCUUUGAAGUAUGGAUGCUGUUUCUGCGGGACAAAGAAGUACAGAAAUUUGGAAGACCUGAAGCGACAUAGAAGGGCGUGUCCGUCCCGAGACCGUCUCGCCUGCAACUCCUGCGUGCCAUCGAAACCCUCGCCAGACCCCGUGAAAUCCUCCCACCUGUCCCCAGCCAAGCGUCGCACCCACUUGGGUCUCGACAUGGACGAACCCAUGAAACCCAUGAUCGAACGCGGCGGGAAAUCCGUGCACGGGUCUACCGUGAACGCUCUUCAAGCCUCGGGCGUGGGUAAACACCGAUUUGCGACAGCGUCUUCGUCUUCUUCGUCUGCAGCAGCAGCAGCUGCUGCUGCAGCUGCUCGCAACUCGACUUUGAGUCCGCAGAACCUCAAGUGCCGCGUUUGUGGCAAGUUGUUUGUGUCGGCGGAAACGCUGAAAGUGCAUCUCAUCAACGUGCAUUUGCGGGCAUCGGCUGUCACUUCCAACGUUUUCCCGACGUCUGGGAGUGUGGUCAUUGUUGAUGAAGAUUCCCAUCAUGGACAGGACCUCGGGUCAUGGUCGUGA